Messenger RNA from Ceratotherium simum simum (southern white rhinoceros), 5425 nucleotides. Lineage: Eukaryota; Metazoa; Chordata; Mammalia; Perissodactyla; Rhinocerotidae. The record is from RefSeq and is a predicted model, not a curated record.
AGCCCUGAUGGCUCUCCACCCCAGCGGCCGCCUCCGCCUGCUGCUGCUGUUCACCUGCUGCCUCGUGGCCACCCGGGCUGAUCUGCUGACACUGAUCUGGCCGUGGUCCUUUGGGACCAAAGGGCCCACAGCCACGCCGGUCUCCGUGCCUCUAGGCAGCCCAUCUGUGCAAUCCACAGAGGAUACCACCACACACGUGGCCCCCCAGGAUGGCCCCACGGAGCCGGGGACAGCCCCUGCCAGCCCUGAGCUGCUCCCGGAGAGGCUGGAGGCUGGCCAGGGCAGGGCCUCCGCUGCCGCCACUGCCUCUGCCGAGAGCCCGGAGAACAUCGCUGGCGUCGGGGCCAAGAUCCUGAAUGUGGCUCUGGGCAUCCAGAACUUCGUCCAGCUGUGGGAUGACGUCACCCCUGCCGAGAGCUCCACCAGGACAGGGACGCAAGCCCCUGCAACCCCCACGGACCCCCUCACCCUCCCUGGACCCUCCAGUGCCUCCCAGGAGAACAGGACCGCUCUCUGGCUGAGUAGUGGGGCCCCUCCUGUCACCCAGAGGACCGAGGCCGGCACCUUGCCAGUGCCCCCCCAGCUGCCUCAGGGAGGCAGGGAGCUGCCACCGCAGUCCCCAGGUAGAGCCGUCUCCUCCGCGCCGGGCAGGGCCCCUCCCUGGGGCGGCGAGCAGUCCCCGGGGCGGCCGCAGGAUCUGGAUGGCGAAGGAUUCUUGUCCGUGGCAGCCCGUCCUGGCCAGCAGCACCAACACCCUGACGUCCACAGGCGCACGCCACAUCUGCUUCCCCUGGUGACGGGUUCCCUGGGCACUGUUCCCCCAGCUCUCUUCUCUGAUCCCUCCACCGGGCUGACUCGGAUCUCACUCUCAGCUUUAACUGGGGAUGGCGGUGCUUGGGUUCCCCACGCGGCUAAUUCUGUGGGGCCGGGUCUUGCUAAUCACUCUGCACUGCUCGGGGCUGACCUGCUGGCCCCCACCGGAGAGCCUGUCCACAGUGCCGCUGGCCGCUGCCUGCCUCUCCCGCCCUCCUUGGCCGUCUGCGGCCGCCUGGGCAUCUGGCGCUCCCGGCUACCCAACCACCUCCACCACGCGAGCCGCGAGGAGGUGCAGGCCGCUGCGUGGGCCUGGGGGGGCCUCCUGCGGACCCACUGCCACCGCUUCCUCGCCUGGUUCUUCUGCCUGCUGCUGGCCCCCCCCUGCAGGCCGUCCCCCGCCCCGCUGCCCUGCCGCCAGUUCUGUGAGGCCCUGGAGGACGCGUGCUGGAGCCACCUGGACGGGGGCGGGCUGCCGGUCACCUGCGCCUCACUCCCCGCCCAGGAGGACGGGUACUGUGUGUUCAUUGGGCCGGCUGCAGAGAUCGCGCGCGCGGAGGUGGGGCUCCUGCAGCUGCUCGGGGAGCCCCCACCCCCGCAGGUCUCCCGCGUGGACGACCCCGACGUCGGGCCGGCCUACGUCUUCGGGCCGGACCCCAGCAGCGGCCAGGCGGCCCGGUACCACUUCCCGAGCCGGUUCUUCCGCGACUUCUCGCUGCUGCUCCACGUGCGGCCGGACACCCCGGGCGCGGGCGUGCUGUUUGCCGUCACGGACGCGGCGCAGGCCGUGGUCUCGGUGGGCGCGAAGCUGGCGGCCGUGCGCGCCGGCCACCAGGAGGUCCAGCUGCUGUACACGGAGCCCGGCGCGGCGCGCACGCGCACGGCCGCCGCCUUCCGCCUGCCCGCCUUCACCGGCCAGUGGACGCGCCUGGCGCUCAGCGUGGACGGCGCGGCCGCCGCGCUCUUCGUGGACUGCGAGGAGUUCCAGCGCGUGCCCUUGGCGCGGGCCCCGCGCGGCCUGGAGCUGGAGCCCGGCGCCAGCGUCUUCGUGGCUCAGGCCGGACGAGCGGACCCCGACAAGUUCCAGGGGAUGAUCGCGGAGCUGAGAGUGCGUGCGGACCCCCACGUGAGCCCCCUGCACUGCCUGGAGGACGAUGAUGACGAUGACGAUGGGGUGUCCGGAGACUUCGGCAGCGGGCUCGAGGAGACCCAGGACCUUCUCGGGGAGGAAUCGGGCGCACCCCCGACCCUCAGCCUCCCCGACGCUCCCCCGGUCACUUCUCCACCCUUGGCUGGAGGCAGCAACAAGGAAGAUUCCAGAACUGAAGAAAUCGAGGAAGAAACCACCGUGUCUUCAUUAAGAGCCCACACCCUCCCCGGCUCGGAUACAGCUGCCACGUGGGACGGGAGCGCCCGGAGCCCUGGGGGCCGCGUGGUAGAGGGAGGCCUCAAGGGGCAGAAGGGGGAGCCGGGCCUGCCCGGCCCAGUUGGUCCCCAGGGUCCCGCAGGCCCGGCCAUGCACAGCCCUGAUGCACAGCCUGUCCCUGGGCCACAAGGACCCCCCGGACCUCCGGGGCCGCCGGGGAAAGAUGGUGCCCCCGGAAGGGACGGCGAGCCAGGGGGUCCCGGUGAAGAUGGAAAACCCGGCGACACUGGGCCACAGGGCUUCCCGGGAACCCCGGGGGACGUGGGCCCCAAAGGCGAGAAGGGGGAUCCUGGGGUCGGGCCAAGAGGACCCCCAGGACCCCAAGGGCCUCCGGGACCACCGGGACCCUCCUUCAGACACGACAAGCUGACCUUCAUUGACAUGGAGGGGUCCGGCUUCGGUGGUGACCUGGAGACCCUCCGAGGCCCACGAGGCUUCCCUGGCCCCCCUGGGCCCCCCGGCGUCCCAGGCCUGCCCGGAGAGCCAGGCCGCUUCGGGAUGAACAGCUCAGACGUCGCAGGACCUGCGGGCCUUCCCGGUGUGCCUGGGCGGGAGGGGCCCCCCGGGCUCCCUGGCCCUCCGGGACCCCCAGGUCCUCCAGGAAAAGACGGGCGACCAGGAGGGACCGGCCAGAAAGGCAGCCUCGGCAAAGCAGGCGCCCCAGGACCUAAGGGAAGCAAGGGAGACCCUGGCCCCAUUGGUGCUCCUGGCGAGAACGGCUUGGCAGGACCCCCCGGACCAGCUGGACCACCAGGAGCCCCCGGCCCCCCUGGGCUCCCCGGGCCACCGGGACCAGGACUUGCCGCAGGGUUUGAUGACAUGGAAGGCUCCGGGGGCCCCCUCUGGUCGACGGUGCGAGGCGCCGACGGGCCACAGGGACCACCCGGCCUGCCUGGAGUCAAGGGGGAUCCUGGAGCAGCUGGGCCACCGGGGACCAAGGGAGAAGUCGGAGCUGACGGAGCUCCUGGGUUCCCUGGUCUCCCCGGCAGAGAUGGCACGGCUGGAGCCCAGGGACCAAAAGGAGAAAAAGGGACUCAGGGAGAGAAGGGCGACCCAGGGAAGGACGGAGUGGGGCAGCCAGGCCUCCCUGGACCCCCCGGACCCCCAGGGCCUGUCGUCUACGUGAAGGAGCAGGACAGAGCAUUGGCCAGCAUGCCGGGGCCCGAGGGCCGCCCCGGGUUCGCGGGCUUUCCUGGACCGGCUGGGCCAAAGGGAGAUCUGGGCACCAAAGGCCAGCAGGGCCUGCCGGGCCCCAAGGGCGAGAAGGGCGAGCCGGGCGCAGUCUUUGGCCCAGAUGGCAGAGUGCUGACUGCCCCCCAGAAAGGAGCCAAGGGCGAGCCCGGCUUCCGAGGACCCCCGGGUCCAUACGGACGGCCUGGGCACAAGGGAGAGAUUGGCUUCCCUGGACGGCCGGGUCGCCCCGGGAUGAACGGAUUGAAAGGCGAGAAAGGGGAGCCGGGAGAGGCCAGCGUCGGGUUUGGUGUGAGGGGUGUGCCUGGCCCCCCAGGACCCCCAGGGCCUCCAGGCCCUCCCGGGACUCCUGUCUACGACACCAAUGCGUUUGUGGAGUCUGGCCGCCCUGGGCCUCCAGGAUUGCCAGGGCACCAGGGGCCUUCUGGACCAAAGGGUGACAAAGGAGAAGUGGGCCCGCCCGGACCACCAGGGCAGUUCCCGUUUGACUUCCUGCAGCUGGAGGCUGAAAUGAAGGGGGAGAAGGGAGACAGAGGGGAUGCCGGGCAGAAAGGUGAAAGGGGCGAGCCCGGGGGUGGCGGAUUCUUCGGCUCCAGCGUGCCCGGCCCCCCUGGCCCGCCAGGCUACCCUGGGAUUCCGGGUCCUAAGGGAGAAAGCAUCCGGGGCCAGCCCGGCCCACCUGGACCUCAGGGACCCCCCGGCAUCGGCUACGAGGGACGUCAGGGGCCUCCCGGGCCCCCCGGCCCUCCAGGCCCCCCGGGGCCCCCUUCCUUUCCUGGCCCUUACAGGCAGACCAUCAGCGUUCCUGGCCCCCCAGGCCCACCUGGGCCCCCAGGACCCCCUGGCACCAUGGGCACCUCCUCAGGGGUGAGGUUCUGGGCCACAUACCAGACCAUGCUGGAGAAGGUGCCCGAGGUGCCGGAGGGCUGGCUCAUCUUCGUGGCUGAGAGGGAGGAGCUGUACGUCCGCGUCCACAACGGCUUCAGGAAGGUGCUGCUGGAGGCCCGGACGCCCCUGCCCCGUGGGACGGACAACGAAGUGGCUGCCUUGCAGCCCCCCGUGGUACAGCUGCAUGAGGGCAACCCGUAUCCCCGGCGGGAGCUCCCCCACUCCACAGCACGGCCCUGGCGGGCCGACGACAUCCGGGCCAGCCCCCCACGCCUACUGGACCCCCAGCCCUACCCUGGAGCCCCGCACCAUGGCUCCUACGUGCACCUCCGGCCCGCCCGCCCCACCAGCUCGCCCGCCCACACCCACCAGGACUUCCAGCCAGUGCUGCACCUGAUCGCACUCAACAGCCCGCAGUCGGGCGGCCUGCGUGGCAUCCGCGGCGCCGACUUCCAGUGCUUCCAGCAGGCGCGCGCCGUGGGGCUGGCCGGCACCUUCCGCGCCUUCCUGUCCUCACGGCUGCAGGACCUCUACAGCAUCGUGCGCCGCGCCGACCGAGCCAGCGUGCCUAUUGUCAACCUCAGGGACGAGGUGCUGUUUCCCAGCUGGGAGGCCUUGUUCACGGGCUCUGAGGGCCGGCUGAAGCCCGGGGCCCGCAUCUUCUCCUUCGAUGGCAGAGAUGUGCUGCAGCACCCCGCCUGGCCCCAGAAGAGCGUGUGGCAUGGCUCAGACCCCAGCGGGCGCCGGCUGACCGAGAGCUACUGCGAGACGUGGCGGACGGAGGCCACGGCGGCCACAGGCCAGGCGUCCUCGCUGCUGGCGGGCAGGCUGCUGGAGCAGAAGGCCGCGAGCUGCCACAACGCCUUCAUCGUCCUCUGCAUUGAGAACAGCUUCAUGACCUCCUCCUCCAAGUAGGGCCUCUGCUGGCGCAGAGGGACAGAUGGCCGGGGAGGCGGCCAGGCGGCAGGGGGAGUGGAGAAGCCCCCAGUGCAGGGCAGGGCAGGGAGUGUCUGCCAGCACCCCCAGGGUGGGGACCUGGCCGGGACGCUUUCCUGUAUAGUUCACGUUGCAUGUAAUCCUCAAGAAAUAAAAGGAAGCCAAAGAGUG